Molecule: messenger RNA, 448 nt
Organism: Hibiscus syriacus
Lineage: Eukaryota; Viridiplantae; Streptophyta; Magnoliopsida; Malvales; Malvaceae
Product: 60S ribosomal protein L32-1-like
Exons: 3
Biological process (GO): translation
Cellular component (GO): ribosome; cytosolic large ribosomal subunit
Molecular function (GO): structural constituent of ribosome
Source: RefSeq, a predicted model, not a curated record
UUCAAGAGGCCUCAAAGUGACCGCAAGAUCUCCGUCAAGGAAAACUGGAGAAGGCCCAAGGGUAUUGACUCCCGUGUUAGAAGGAAGUUCAAAGGAUGCACUCUAAUGCCGAAUAUCGGUUAUGGCUCAGACAAGAAGACUCGCCACUAUCUUCCCAAUGGGUUUAAGAAGUUUGUUGUGCAUAAUGUCCAAGAGCUUGAGCUUCUCAUGAUGCACAACAGGCCAUACUGUGCUGAGAUAGCCCAUGACGUUUCAACGAAGAAGAGGAAGGAAAUAGUCGAGCGCGCCGCACAGCUGGAUGUUGUUGUGACCAACAAAUUGGCUAGGUUGCGCAGCCAAGAGGACGAGUGAAUGACUGAUCCAUCUUGAAUGUUGGUUUUGCUUUUCAUUACCAUAUUUGAUCGUUUAGUGAGUUGAGGAUAUUCUCAAACGGUUUGUUUCUCUUGAA